Fusarium musae is the source of this 813-nucleotide messenger RNA. Its product is annotated as putative secondary metabolism biosynthetic enzyme. The transcript is spliced from 4 exons. NCBI's taxonomy places the organism in Eukaryota, Fungi, Ascomycota, Sordariomycetes, Hypocreales, Nectriaceae. Bases 1 to 813 code for a protein of 270 amino acids. The record is from RefSeq and is a predicted model, not a curated record.
AUGGACGUUUCUGGAUAUGCUCUGGUAGUUGGAGGGGGUAGCGGUAUUGGUCGGGCUUGUGCCAUAUCCUUCGCAAAGGAGGGGGCAUCUGGUGUCCUGUUAGCUGACAUUGCCGUUCGCUCUGCCAAAGAUGUUGUCAAAGAGUGCAAAGCCGCAGCAGUAAACAAGGACUUCCGCUGUGAAGCCGUUCCCGUCGACGUGACUCGCGAAGAAUCUGUUCGCAACCUCAUGAGUUAUGCUGUGCGAACCUUCGGACGCAUUGAUUCCUGCGUCAAUUCGGCUGGCAUCGGAGUUCGGCAAGCGGUUGACAUUGCCAACACAUCUUUGUCCGACUUUGAGCGAUUUCUUAAAGUCAACACUACAGGAAUAUUUCUUGUUACGCGAGAAGUUUCUAUCAUCAUGCGAGCUCAAGAACCAGUCGCAAUCCCUGCCAGUAGAGGAGCAUCUCGCGGGGCGAUUGUGAAUCUGGGCUCUGCAUCUUCCAUGGUUGCAAGUCCAGGUGUCCUACCGUACACCACAUCAAAGCACGCAGCUCUUGGGUUGACGAAGAAUAGCGCUCUUGAUAACGCGUCAUACGGAAUCAGAGUCAACUGCGUCUGUCCUUCCUGGACCGAUACUCCGAUGACACGACAGGCCUUGGAAGGUGUACAGGGUCUCGAUGAGUUCAUAAAUGCCGCGGUGCCGAUAGGAAGAAUUGCAACUCCCGAAGAGGUUGCGGAUGCUGUUCUCUUCUUGUGUAGUUCGAGGGCUAGCUACAUUACUGGCACAGCAUUGAUCGUUGAUGGUGGAACAACGCUGACGGCCAUGAGAUAA